Molecule: messenger RNA, 2711 nt
Organism: Lates calcarifer (barramundi perch)
Lineage: Eukaryota; Metazoa; Chordata; Actinopteri; Centropomidae
Gene: spsb1
Product: splA/ryanodine receptor domain and SOCS box containing 1
Exons: 3
Coding region: 405-1226 (273 amino acids)
Biological process (GO): intracellular signal transduction; proteasome-mediated ubiquitin-dependent protein catabolic process
Cellular component (GO): SCF ubiquitin ligase complex
Molecular function (GO): protein binding
Source: RefSeq, a predicted model, not a curated record
ACCAUAGCAGCUGGGAGCAUUUUACCACGUGACGCGAGAGAUGUUAGAGAGCAGCCAUCAUCAUUUCACCUAAUUCAUGUCCAGCUUGAAAUGGUAAAAGCUCAGACCACAAGGAAACAGAAAACUACGAUGGAGUAAGUGAAGACCCUGAAGCCUUACCCCGUGUCGUCCACCUUGCUGUUUGACUGCCUCAAAAAGGUAGGCUUCCAAACAACACCUGGUCUGACCUUGGCUGUCUGCAUCGAGUGGCAGAGGAGCAGAAACCUGCCUCUGGGGUUGCAGGAGCACAGUGGAGGAGAGGGUCUGAGGCUGAUUACUCCCCCCAUAAGUCUUUGAGGAGGGGGGAGGAGGAGGAGGAGGCGGAGGAGGAGGGGGAAUAAGGAGCUGCUGUAACGACCCCGAGCAUGGGGCAAAAAGUCCCAGGUGGCAUCAAAACCAUUGAUAUGCGGGAUCCGGCAUUCAGCCCCCUGAAGCUGGAGCUACAGGCCCUGAGUCACACCAAGCCGUCUCGACUGGAUCUGCUGCUGGACAUGCCACCUGCCAGCCUGGAUGUCCAGGUCCAGCACUCAUGGAACAACGAUGACCGCUCCCUCAACAUCUUUGUCAAGGACGACAACAAGCUGGUGUUCCAUAGGCACCCUGUGGCGCAGAGCACGGACGCCAUCCGGGGCCGUGUUGGCUACACAAGGGGACUGCACGUGUGGGAGAUCAGCUGGGCCAUGCGUCAGAGGGGUACACAUGCUGUGGUCGGGGUGGCUACAGGCGACGCCCCGCUGCACUCUGUUGGCUACACAGCUUUGGUAGGAAGCAACGCUGAGUCCUGGGGCUGGGACCUGUGCAGGAGUAAACUCUACCAUGACGGCAAGAACCACCCAGGAAAAACCUAUCCAGCCUUCCUCGAGCCAGACGACACCUUCAUAAUACCAGACUCUCUCUUAGUAGUCUUGGACAUGGAUGAGGGGACUCUGGGUUACAUAGUGGACGGACAUUAUCUAGGGGUGGCGUUCAGAGGACUUAAGGGCAGGAAGCUGUACCCGGUGGUGAGCGCCGUGUGGGGACACUGUGAAAUACGAAUCCGGUACAUAAAUGGUCUCGAUCCUGAACCCCUCUCUCUGAUGGACCUGUGUAGGCGUUCGGUGAGGGUGGCAUUAGGAAGAGACCGUCUGAGUGAAAUCCAUAGACUGCCCCUGCCGGCCUCUCUCAAGAACUACCUGCUCUACCAAUGACGGUGCUGACAGUCAGAACACACACACACAGCACACCCUCGUCUCUUUCUCAUGUUUCUCUGGGAUCCUUCUUGGGUUGAACCCGUUUGACAGCAUUGCUCAAACCUCCAGGACUGACUCAGCCUCAUGAAUGAUUCAGCAAGUAUGCUUUUGUGUCGGUGGCUGGGCUCAUUGUUGAGUUUCUUAUCCUGUUUUUAUGACUCUUUGCAAUUGUAUCCUCUAACUUUAUAAAAUCAGGAAUCACUGAGCACUAUGCACAUGCUGAUCCAGACGAUGCCGUGACAGCCACCAUAUUGGUGUACCUCCUCUGGUAUGUAAGUUGAUGUGGCACAUGUAGUCAGUACCUCUGCUGCGACCCCCAGGCUUUAUCAUUAUGGAUUUCUAUCUUGUAGCCUUUUAAAUUUAAAUGUGAUUGUCCGAAAACAAAGUUGUGUGAUGGAAAUUGAACGUGGUGCAGAAGUGCACUGUCAGUAUCUGACCACAAGGUGGCAUCACAUACACACGUCAACUUGUACCUCUUCUCAUGAGAGUUAUAACCUCAAAUCCUAAUUGCUUUUAGAAAAUUUGGUUUUAAAAUUAAAAAAAUUAAAAUUAAAAAAAGUUGUUCACAAAACACAGAAAGGAGAUGCUGACCACUCCAUUGAGAGUCUAUGGUGCAGUGUGGAUGAAUGCACUCUGAGGCAGCUGAAGAGCAGCUCCCACCACUCACUGCACUAUCAGGUUUCUCUGUGAUUGUGGAUGUGCCCCAUUGCUUACCAUCAGGCAUCUGACAAGAACAUCAUCAGCAGAAAUUUUAGCGGAAGGAUAAUGUCACUGUGAUUAUUUGUAGCAUGCAUCUGCAGGAAAUUCUUCUCAAUACAGUCACAGUGUCUUUGUUUUUUGUUUUUUUUUAAAUAAAUUCUGUCACUCCUGCCUUUUUGUAGUUCAGUAGUUUUCAACCACAUCCUGUUGAGGCCCAAGAGUAAUGUUUUUAUUAAGUCAAUCAGUCUCAUUGGCUGAUUUCACCCGUUGGCACAUGUUAAACCAGUGAAACAGCUCCUGUAGUGUCAUGGUUAGUUGUAAUGAAAACCUGCCACUCUUGGGUCUCACUGCCACAUAGCUGAGAACCAUUGAUGUAGUGUUUGUGUUUUAUGAGAUGCAAGGGAGGGGAUGGGUAGAAACAGACCAUGUAGGUGAACUGGGUUGUGCCUAAAUUGGCAAACUUUAGAUUUAAGGCAACAUAAAUGACAAAAAAAGACAAUCUAGAAAGUGCUGCACAAAUGUAAUAAAAGAAGGUCAGGUUGCCAACAUAUUGUCAAAUGCCAUAUCAUAGACCCAUUGACUCUGGUAUUUUUUAAGUGUGCAGACAUGGUACACGUUUAGCACUCAGCUGGAUGUGGACACACGGUGCCACACCUUACUUUUCCUUGCUCGCAGCUUCCAUUUUAUUUGUAUUCCUUGUUGUAGAUUUGUUUGUAAGUAUCUAUUAAAGAUUAUUUCAAAUUA